AAAAUAAAUUACACCAUUCCAAAGUGAGAGGAUGGACCUUGGUGCGUUCAAAUCAUUGUCAUGACAAUCUAUCAAUGAGAUUCACUGUGACUAGCCACUAAAAGGACAUUCACUGUGUGAUAAGCCCAUUCUCAGGACAUUGUGCUGUGCACUAUUCGUUGGAAAACCUCGAAAUCAAUGAAAACACACGGAUGCUACCGUCAAAGAUGAAAGAGUGACAACAAGCCUCAGAGAGUGAUAAUCUCAACAUGUCGAAUGACAGCCCCCUCGACGACCAGGAAAAUCUCCAGGAAAUAGGACAAGAUUCUCCAUCAACAACCCUAACUAACUAUCGUCUUCCAGCAAUUGAGAUCCCAGCCUACCCCACCCUAGAUUCAUUAAAUGACUCAAUAUCAUCUUCCUCAAGAGCCCCUAGACUGGGGAGUAGAUCAGUGAGAUUCCAUCCACCAAUAGACCCAUCGAAUCAAGCCGAUAUGUCCGACAGGGAGUGCAUCCUCGUGUAUUCAUCGAAUCAAGGAUAUCGAAGAGACUGCAACAGUGAUUCAUUCGAUGUGUCAGACACUCAAGCAGCGGCUAUAUCCUCCGAGGAGGAAUUAACCUGCAAUUCCACCUCCAACAUCGAUCAGGAAUUAUCAAUAGACGUUACUGAUGGUGCAUCAACACCAAAUCACACGUCAUUGAGCUCUGAUGAGGAUAAAAGAUAUUGUUGGGUAUGUUUUGCCACUGACGAAGACGAUGCAACAGCAUCAUGGGUUAAACCAUGCCACUGUCGUGGAACAGCAAAAUGGGUACAUCAGGGAUGUAUACAACGAUGGGUAGAUGAGAAACAAAAAGGCCGAGCUGGAGCGUAUGUCGCAUGCCCUCAAUGUAACACCGAGUACAUAAUUGUUUAUCCAAAUAUGGGCUCUUUAGUAGUUAUUCUGGACACAAUCGAUGGAGUUAUAUUUCGAGUGUGUCCAUUUAUAGCUGCAAGUAUCGUCGUUGGAUCUAUUUACUGGACAGCUGUGACAUAUGGUGCUGUUACAGUGAUGCAAGUGGUUGGACACAAGGAUGGACUCACAAUGAUGGAACAGGCUGAUCCACUAGUACUAUUAGUGGGUUUACCCACUAUUCCAAUUAUGCUAGUCCUUGGUAAAAUGCUCAAGUGGGAGGAUCAGGCCCUGAGUUUGCUCAGGAGGCACGCCUGCAAGGUACCUAUUCUCAGACAUUUUCUACCCAGUGCCUACGCUAUUGACGAUAGAACCCAAUCACACGAUGUACCACCAAUGUCAGAUCCUGUUUCGGCUACCAGAAUAGUAUGUGGUGCAUUAUUGUUACCCACUAUUGCCAGCAUUUGUGGUAGAAUAUUCUUCGAAAGCAUUAAUUCUAAUUUUCAACGUACUUUACUCGGUGGUAUUGCAUUCAUCACGAUUAAGGGGGCGUUUAAAAUAUAUCAUAAACAACAGCAGUAUGUGAGACAGUGCCAGAGACGGAUUAUGGAUUACACGGAGAGUAAUGUCGCCAUGUACAGGAGACAACAAAAUUCCGAGAAUAGUCAGACUAGCUAAAUUGAGAUGAUACACGAGGAAUGAAAUUAAUUGAUAAAUUAAUUUCUAUGAUAAAUAUUCUUGUGAAUUAAUCAGUUGUAAAAAAAAAAAACAAAUUGCAUUAUUGAUGGGAUUGUAAUGAUAUAGGCAGUUAUAGGCGAACGAGGUAAUUAUCAAAGUGGAGAAUUUUUAUUUUUGUUCUAUAGACGAUUUAUCUAUUCAUCGUACUGCCCUCGUUUUGUACAACUUGAAAGGAAAUGAAGUUAAUUAUGAGAAAACGGUAAUUCUCAUAUUAUUAUGAACAAUGGACAUUGAGUAGAGUAUCCAUAUCUUAUGAAAGAUUAAUAGGAAUAUAAUUACUCCCUUCAUUCCUUCGUAAUGAAGACUUUGUUGAUGCGCGGAGUUUUUUGAACUGAAUUCAUAACGAUGAAUUUUAUUUUACAAUAAAGAUGUAGAUAAUGGAAAUAAAUUUCAGCUUGGUUCGAAGCAUUUAUAAGAUGA
Diachasmimorpha longicaudata is the source of this 2027-nucleotide messenger RNA. RefSeq names its product E3 ubiquitin-protein ligase MARCHF5-like. The transcript is spliced from 2 exons. Gene Ontology annotation, molecular function: ubiquitin protein ligase activity; zinc ion binding. The record is from RefSeq and is a predicted model, not a curated record. Gene Ontology annotation, cellular component: mitochondrial outer membrane. Gene Ontology annotation, biological process: regulation of mitochondrial fission; protein polyubiquitination. NCBI's taxonomy places the organism in Eukaryota, Metazoa, Arthropoda, Insecta, Hymenoptera, Braconidae. The coding region runs from base 249 to 1547 and encodes 432 amino acids.